Melanaphis sacchari is the source of this 1008-nucleotide messenger RNA. RefSeq names its product cAMP-dependent protein kinase catalytic subunit beta-like. Gene Ontology annotation, biological process: peptidyl-serine phosphorylation; signal transduction. Gene Ontology annotation, molecular function: cAMP-dependent protein kinase activity; ATP binding. The transcript is spliced from 4 exons. Gene Ontology annotation, cellular component: cAMP-dependent protein kinase complex. The coding region runs from base 1 to 1008 and encodes 335 amino acids. NCBI's taxonomy places the organism in Eukaryota, Metazoa, Arthropoda, Insecta, Hemiptera, Aphididae. The record is from RefSeq and is a predicted model, not a curated record.
AUGGAGUCGACUGAAAUAAAAAAUAUCAAGAAAUAUAUCGAGUUUGAGAAACAAAAGUUUAUAACUAAGUAUGGUGAGCCAAAUGUGGACAUCAUUCCAGUAUCUGACUUGUCAUUUUCUCAUAAAUUAUGGACGGGUAGAUUUGGUCAUAUGGUAUUGGCCCGACAUUGUGCCACCGGUGAGUUGAAAACUGUGAAGGCAGUAAGUGCUAAAGUGGCAUCCACCUGGCCAAAGAAUGUGAAUGCCGAUCGGAAUGUCAUGGCAGCGAUGGGUACGUUUCCAUUCACGGUCCGUUUGGAAUGCUGGGCCGCGGACGCUGAGUGGUUGUACUUGAUCAUGCCUAUAGUUUCUAUCGGCACUCUAUUCGAGCUUGUGUCUCAAUAUGGAAGGCUCAACGAAAACGUGGUCCGUUUUUUCUCUGCUCAGAUCUUGCUAGGAGUUGAAUUCUUACAUGCUACAGGGCUAGUGCAUCGAAACCUCAAGCCUGAGAACGUGCUGGUCAACGUUAAUGGUUAUUUGCGGCUGUCAGGGUUCGGUGACAGUAAGUUGAUCGGGCGAGCCAGUCGCACCUACUCAUUUUGUGGCACUCCUGAUUACAUGCCACCUGAGAUGGUUGGGUUCCGUGGAUACGGUUUGGCCGUGGACUACUGGAGCCUAGGUAUCAUGCUCUACGAGAUGGCAGCCGCGCAUCCACCAUUCAUAGGACCAGAUGUCGGCGUGUUGUUUGAACGGAUCUUACGUGGCGAGUACCGAAUGGAUAAUAUGUUCAGCCCACCACUCCGAAACUUGAUUCAAAACUUGGUUCAAAAAGACUUGACCAAACGACUAGGUAAUUUGAAAAAUGGAAUUUCUGAUAUUAAGAACCAUACAUGGUACAGUGCUACAAAUUGGUUGCAGAUAAUUAAUCAAAAAACGGAGUCACCUUUUAAACACACCAACACUAGAUUUAUACCACCGGAUUACGCAGAAUUAGCGUUGUGGAAAAAUGAUGAAUUUUUCGAUUUUUAA